Amphibalanus amphitrite is the source of this 1671-nucleotide messenger RNA. RefSeq lists its product as uncharacterized. Bases 1 to 1671 code for a protein of 556 amino acids. The record is from RefSeq and is a predicted model, not a curated record. Gene Ontology annotation, molecular function: RNA-DNA hybrid ribonuclease activity; nucleic acid binding. The transcript has a single exon. Lineage: Eukaryota; Metazoa; Arthropoda; Thecostraca; Balanomorpha; Balanidae. Gene Ontology annotation, biological process: DNA replication, removal of RNA primer.
AUGGAGGUCGCGGGCGAGAAGACCCAGCUCCUCGUCCUCUCCCAGAACCCCCGAGACGCCGCCGACUGCCACAUCCGCGUGGCGGGCCAGCUGGUGGAAGGGGGAGCCGAGCUGAAGUUACUGGGAGUGACUCUCGACAGGACGCUGGGCUUCGGCGCACACUGUAGGAGCCUCCGCCGGCGCGUCCGACCCCGCACCGCCCAACUACGACGCCUCACCGGCCGCAGCUGGGGACUCAAGGAGCAGCAGUUGCGCGCCGUGGCCAAUGGCUACGUGCGCGGCGCGCUGGAACAUGCGGCUGCUGCCUGGCUGCCGGCAACGUCAAAAACCAACGUGGAACUACUGGACCGGGAGAUGCGCGCCGCGGCCCGAGUGGUCACGGGCUGUAUCCGCUCGGCGCCCCAUCACGGCGUCAUGGCUGAAGCCGGGAUCCUCCCCGUAUCGGCCAGGCGCCCUGCGCUGGCGGCGCGCAUGAUGGCGAAGGCCGCCGCCCUGCCGCCGGAGGACCCCCUGCAUCAGCUCGCCAUGGAUGACCCACCGCGGCGGCUCAAGCUGAUCACCGGCUGGCGGGAGGUGGGCCGAGAAGUCCUGCGGGAGCUGCGGGUAGAGCUGCCAGUCGAGCCCCUGCUACCGAAGAGGCCACCGCCGUGGACACCGAGCGGACCCAUCACAUUCAACGUGGGGAUCGGCGCUCUUCCCGCAGGGGCCGCCAACUCGACCAAGAGGGAGGCGGCGCUGCAGCAUCUCGCGUCCCUGACACAGUGCGCCAUCUGGGCAUGGACCGAUGGCUCAGCGAGCGGUGGAGUGCUCCGAGGAGGGGCUGGCGCCCUGGUCAUCGGAGCGGACGACAGCCGCACCGAGCUUCGGAUCCCGGCGGGCACCCUCUGCUCAAGUUUUAGAGCAGAGAUGGUAGCCCUGCAGAAGACCCUAGAGCACAUCAUCGAGAACGAGAGUGGCACGGAUCCAGUCAUCAUCUGCACGGACUCCAUGUCGGCCGUGGCCGCCCUGAGGGAGGGCCCGUCGGCCCAGCGGUCUGCCCGAGGAGCGACGGUGUGGCAGCUGUUGCGGAAGGCGUCAGCUGGGGACCGACCGGUCACCCUACAGUGGGUACCAUCCCACUGCGGGAUCCCGGGCAACGAGGCCGCCGACACACUGGCGAACGAGGCCGCGGCUCUGGCGCAGGAGGACGUUCCGCUCGACGUGGAGACCAUCUACCGAGCAGCGGUCCGUACCGCAAGAGACCGCGCCGCCAGGGAGAGGCCGUCCUACCCGGACCCGGAACACAAGGCCGCGACCGGCUGGUACCGUGAGCUGAUGGGCACAGGGUACCCACCGCCAAUCUCCAACAUGGACAGGACGAGCGCAAUCGACGUCCACCAGAUCCGAACUGGGCGAUGGAGCGGCUCCGCCCAGUUCCUCCACGAGAUAGGGAGGAACCCGUCCGUGGACUGCCCACAGUGCCGCAGUCUCGGCUGUAUCGCGGCCCGCUGCAGGCUCUGUGGAGAGGAAGCCGACACACCGAGACACAUCCUCCUGACAUGCCCGGGGAUGAUGGGGGUCCGCCUCCGGACCCAGGCCAUCGGCAACAUACUGCCGACCCCAGAGGAGGUUCGGCGCAGCGAUGCAGUGGCGGCCCUGGUGGCCGCCUUCAGGGCCCUCCAGAGCCACUAG